AUGUCGCUCGAGCAGGCUGAAAUGUACAACGACAAGAAAAGCGAAAGUUUCUGUGCGCAGGCUGAGACUCGGGACAUAUUCACCGAUGAUUCGUUGGACCCUGUGUAUCAGGCCAAAGCUAGGAUUCUUAAUGAUGCGUUGCAAGAGAUUGGAAUGGGAAAGUAUCAGUGGUACUUGUUCGUGGUAGCUGGAUUUGGCUGGCUGUCCGAUAACCUUUGGCCGAUUGUCACUGGUUUGAUAUUAACGCCAGUAGUGAACGAGUUUAACGUACUAGGUCCAUGGCUAAAACUCGCUCAAAAUAUCGGCUUGCUAGUGGGAGCUGCGUCUUGGAGCAUUGCUUCAGAUGUUUGGGGUCGGAGGUGGGCCUUCAACAUCACUCUUGGUAUGACUGGUAUGUUUGCCAUCGCGGCUGGGGGAUCUAUGAACUACGUUGCGCUCUGUUCCCUGACCGCGGUGUGGUCAGUAGGCGUGGGUGGCAAUUUGCCUGUCGACUCUGCUGUCUUCUUAGAAUUUGUCCCCGCUUCUCACCAAUAUCUAUUGACGGUGCUCUCCGUUUGGUGGGCCUUUGGGCAACUGUUGGGUAGUCUGGUUGCAUGGCCCCUCAUCUCCGACUACUCUUGUCCCACUACUGUCCCCCCUUCUCCUUGUCCAAGAUCCUCGAACGAAGGAUGGCGGUAUUUCUUGUUCGCUAUGGGUGGGCUCAUGAUGUUCCUCUGGGUAAUCCGCUUUUUCUUUUUCAACCUAUACGAGAGUCCAAAAUACCUCAUGGGACGAGGUCGUGAUGAACAAGCAGUCGAGGUCGUCCACAAAGUCGCAGCCUACAAUGGAAAAACGAGCAACCUCACCCUCGAAGACCUCCAGAGGGCUGGAAAACUGGCUGAGACUACGAUCGACGAUGGCAUUCGUAUGGACACAUCUGCUUUGGCUGCCGUGCAAAGGAAGAUGGGAAUGUUUAGCAAUAACCAUGUUAGAUCGUUAUUUGCCACCCGGAAGAUGGCUUGGUCGACUACUAUUUUGAUCAUUAUUUGGGCUUUGAUCGGUCUCGCGUUUCCUCUGUACAACAGCUUCGUAACAUACUUCUUAGCCACCCGAGGGGCAAAUUUCGGCGACGGUUCCACAUAUAUCACAUAUCGCAAUCAAGUUAUACUCAGCGUGAUAGGCAUUCCUGGAGCGCUGAUGGCAGGUUACUUCGUCGAGCUUCCGUAUCUCGGUAGGCGAGGCACCUUGGCGAUAUUCACCGUAUUGACAGGCGUAUUCAUACUGGCAUCCACCACCGCACGCACAUCCAAUGCGCUCCUUGGCUGGAAUUGUGGUUAUAGCUACACGAGCAACGUCAUGUAUGGCGUCUUAUAUGCCCUUUCACCUGAAUUGUUUCCUACCAAAGAUCGUGGAACUGGUAACGCGAUCGUAGCCACUGCGAAUAGGAUAUUUGGCAUCAUGGCCCCGAUCAUUGCUCUGUACGCGAACCUCACUACAUCUGUGCCAAUCUGGAUUUCGGGAGCUAUGUUCAUCGUCACUGGUUUGAUUGCUCUCUUACUACCAUUUGAACCCCGUGGUCACGCAUCUUUGUAA
Suillus fuscotomentosus is the source of this 1572-nucleotide messenger RNA. Its product is annotated as MFS general substrate transporter. Bases 1 to 1572 code for a protein of 523 amino acids. The record is from RefSeq and is a predicted model, not a curated record. The transcript has 13 exons. Gene Ontology annotation, cellular component: membrane. NCBI's taxonomy places the organism in Eukaryota, Fungi, Basidiomycota, Agaricomycetes, Boletales, Suillaceae. Gene Ontology annotation, biological process: transmembrane transport. Gene Ontology annotation, molecular function: transmembrane transporter activity.